Dermatophagoides pteronyssinus (European house dust mite) is the source of this 3006-nucleotide messenger RNA. RefSeq lists its product as uncharacterized. NCBI's taxonomy places the organism in Eukaryota, Metazoa, Arthropoda, Arachnida, Sarcoptiformes, Pyroglyphidae. The record is from RefSeq and is a predicted model, not a curated record. Gene Ontology annotation, cellular component: plasma membrane; signaling receptor complex. Gene Ontology annotation, molecular function: ATP binding; transmembrane receptor protein tyrosine kinase activity. Gene Ontology annotation, biological process: protein phosphorylation; positive regulation of kinase activity; multicellular organism development.
AAUCAACAAUAAUAACAAAUCAUCAACAACAAAUUGUAUUAAACAACCAAAAAUGUUAAUAAAUUUAUCGAUUAUUGAUAAUAAUAUUAUUAAUUAUGGUGAAACAUUUAUUGAUUUGAAAGUUGGUUCAAAUCUUACAUUGACCUGUAUAUCGGAUGUGAUUGUAUCGGAAAUGUUGAAUAAUAAUAAUGAUAAUGAUAGUAUGACGGAAAUAAGCUGGAUUCUACCCGAAUUUCAUCCGUAUUAUGAUACAAUUUUACCGGAAUAUAUUCAAAUUGAAGAAAGAUUUUUCCGUAAUCAAAGUGGAAAAUAUUUUGAAAGUCGUUUGAAUGUAAAUGGUGUUGAAAUAAAUGAUGUUGGUUAUUAUACAUGUACAUAUAGAAAAUAUAUACAUCUUAUUCAUGAUGAAUUAAUGGCUAUACAUAGUUCAACAAAUACUAUUUAUCUUUUUGUAACCGAUUAUGAAAAUUUAUUUGUUAAAUCAGUACCGGUUAUGAUGGCCAUUUAUGGUCGACCCGGUGAAAUCAAUUGUAGACCAACAUCAUCAUUAGCAAUGAUUGAAUUAUUUUCGGUUGAUGGAUCAACACGUAAACAUUAUUCAAUUUCAUAUAAACAAAUUGAUUAUGAAUGGACUAAUUCAUCAUUAUCAUCAUUUUCCACAUCGAUGGUCAUCUAUAAUUCUCGUCGUGGUUUUUUAUUAUCAAAUAUAACUAAUGAUCAUUAUAUUUGUCGUAUACAUCUUUCUAGAUUUGAAUCAAAUCAUUCCGCAAUAAAUAUAACAUCCGAUGAUAAUAUUAUUAUACAUUAUACAAAUGGUGUUGAUUAUGCAACCAAACCAAUUAUUAAUUAUGAUAAUUUUCCAUAUACAUUUAUCGGACAAUCAUAUCGAUUAAGUUGUUUAACAGAAAAAUCACAUUCAAGUCAAAUUUUUAUUAAAUGGAAUUUUGUUAAUCAAGCUUGUUAUGAGCAAAAUUUAAUGAAUAUUAAUUCAUCAUCAUCAUCAUCAUCAUCGUUGUCGACAAUGAUCAAAAUCAGUGAUGUAGAAACUAUUGUUCAAAGUAAAGGAAAAGAAAAAGUACGACAAAAUAUAACAUUCCUGAAUGUUGAUCGUCGAUAUAAUAAUGCUAAAAUUGAAUGUAUCAUAACCGAUGUAUCAUUGGCACGUAAAAUUGAAUCAUUUACAUUAAAAAUCUAUGAUGAACCAUUAUUGAAAAUUAUUCCAUUAUCACAACCAUUUCAAAUUUAUCGUUGUAAUUCUGAAUGGCAUUAUGAAGUAGAUAUAAUUGCUAUACCCGAUGAUAUUGAUUUGAUUCGUUUAAAUUGGUACAAACCGAAUGUUUUGAAUCGAUCAAUCAAUUAUGGUGAUACACGUAUUUUUCUAUCAAAACAAUAUUCAUCAAAAAUUAUUGUACCCAAUAAUAAUAAUAAUGAAAACAUGAGUAUUUUCGUUAAUCCUAAUCGUAUGAUUCGUGCAAGUAUUGGUAUCAAAAAUUUAUCACCAUCUGAUAGUGGUAAUUAUCUACUUAUUGUUGAUCUUAUGAAUGGUCUCGUUCAACAAAAUCAAUCAAUUGAAUUGAAGGUUCUUGAUUGUCAUAUAAGCGAUUUAGAUGAUAAUUAUAUCGUAUAUAUUUUAACCAUUGCUGCCAUUAUAUUUAUAAUGUUAUUAUUUAUAUUUUUACUUGUAAAUCGUAUACGUAUUGAAAAAAAAGCUAAACAAGAAUUAGAAAUUUUAAGCAUUAAUCUAUUACAAUCGAAUGUUAUUAAUAAUAAUAAUAAUGAAAAUAAUGGUAAAUCUAUUGUUAAGAAUUUUGAUCCAAAUAUACCAAUACAUAAACAAAUUGAUUUAAUACGAUAUGAUCAUCGUUGGGAAAUACAAUUAGAAAAUAUUGAUUUUGAUUAUCAAACAUUAUUGGGACAAGGUGCAUUCGGUAAAGUAUAUAAAGCAAUUGCAUAUGGUUUGCAUAAAAAUCGUACACUUGCAUAUAAUAUGAUGAUCAAUGGUAUUGAUUCGAAUGAUUUAGAAAAUGAUGAUAAUGAAAAUUCUUGUGCAACAAUUGUUGCCGUUAAAAUGCUUAAAAAUUCAGCAACAAUGGAACAAUUAAAAGCACUUUCAAUUGAAUUAAAAAUUAUGAAUUUUAUUGGUCAUCAUAUUAAUAUUGUUAAUCUAUUUGGUGCUUGUACAUCAAGAUUAAUUAAAGGUGAACUUUAUGUUAUAAUGGAAUAUUGUCAUUAUGGAAAUUUACAACAUUUUUUGCAAACAAAUCGUGAUAUUUUUAUUGUUAUUAAUUAUGAUAAUGAUGUGGAAAAUAAUAAUAAUAAUGAUGAUGAAUACAAUAAUCGAAUAUCAUUUAUGUGGAAUGAAAAAUUUAAUAAUAAUAAUAAUAAUAAAGAUGAUGACAGAAUUUCUUGGAUUGCAAAGAAAUUCAAUAUCAACAACAACCAGCCUCAGCAACAACAACAACAACAACAACAAUCACAACAAGAUUCAAAUUUUCCUUGGCGACAAUCAUGGUUGGAAAUGAAAUCUUAUCCAAAUAAUUAUCUAAAUAAUAACAAAAAUCAUCAUAAUAAUAAUAAUGAAUGGAAAACAUUAUCGACAAAAGAUUUACUUAGUUUUGCAUAUCAAACAGCAAAAGGAAUGGAUUAUUUGACUAGUAAAAAGGUAAUCCAUCGAGAUUUAGCUGCACGUAAUGUUCUUCUAUGUCGAAAUGGUAUUGUAAAAAUCUGUGAUUUUGGUCUUGCACAUGAUGGUGGUAGUGAUGAUGAUGAUGAUGAUCAUCGUGAAAGAUUAGGUAAAAUUGGUCAACAUAAUCGUAAUAAUGAUCCUGUUGAAAAAUAUCAAGAACGUUUGCCAGUUAAAUGGAUGGUAAGCAAUCGAAUCAUUAUUGGAAAGAAAAUUCGAUACAAAAUCCGAUGUAUGGUCAUUUGGUAUUUUUCUUUGGGAAUUAUUUACACUUGGUAUGGCACCAUAUACUGGAAUAAAUUUUGAUGCAAAAUUUUUGAAUA